Molecule: messenger RNA, 962 nt
Organism: Prosopis cineraria
Lineage: Eukaryota; Viridiplantae; Streptophyta; Magnoliopsida; Fabales; Fabaceae
Product: glycine-rich protein A3-like
Exons: 3
Coding region: 187-702 (171 amino acids)
Source: RefSeq, a predicted model, not a curated record
GCGUCCUUAACGUUCGACGCGUUUUGCCAUAUCUUAGCGCUCAGCCCGAUCUGGAUUGGAAUAUAUAUCCCCCCACACCACAGGCCUUCCCUUACUAAAUUUCUCUCCUCACUUCGGUGCUGCAAUUUUGUGAAUUUCUUAUCGUGUCUACCGUAGAAUCCGAAUCAUCGGCUUUUUGCCUGAUAGAUGGGAGGUGGAAAGGACAAGCAUGAUGAAUCUGACAAAGGAAUUUUUUCACACCUAGCUCAUGCAGCUGCUCAUGGUACACAUGGGUAUCCUCCUGGAGCCUACCCUCCACAACCAGGAGCAUACCCUCCACAUGGGUAUCCACCUCAGCAAGGUUAUCCCCCAGCGGGGUAUCCACCUCAGCAAGGUUAUCCCCCAGCGGGGUAUCCAUCUCAGCAAGGUUACCCACCAGCUGGGUAUCCUCCGGCUGGUUAUCCUGGUCCAUCUGCACCAGGUCAUAGUCAUGGUCAUGGCAUGGGAGCUAUGCUUGCUGGGGGUGCUGCACUUGCAGGUGCUGCAUACGGUGCUCACCAUAUUUCACAUGGCGGUCACCUUGCACAUGGUGGUCACAUGGGUCACAUGGGUCACAUGGGUCAUGGUAAAUUCAAGCACCAUGGCAAGUUCAAGCAUGGAAAGUUUGGAAAACAUGGGAAACACGGCAAGCAUGGUGGAUUUGGGUUCAAGAAGUGGAAGUGAUCUCAUGUCUCUCAGACAUUUUCUCCAGUACUACUGCCUUCGAUUUUAUAAAUAAGCCAUACUUUUAAGUCGGCCUAUUUCUUGGCUCGGCCCCCCCUUUUUUGCUUUUUUGGGAUUUGAUAGCCUUGGCUAUAUAUAAAUAUAUGACCCAUGUGUUCUAGCCUAGAUUCUGGAAUCUGAACAGCAUGAAUCAUAGAUUUGUAAGUCUGGAUUCUUUUCUGCAGCGAAAAACAUACUAAAGCCAAGGCUUUUUUUUUUUU